Messenger RNA from Hypoxylon trugodes, 1236 nucleotides. Its product is annotated as SNase-domain-containing protein. Bases 171 to 983 code for a protein of 270 amino acids. The transcript has 2 exons. Lineage: Eukaryota; Fungi; Ascomycota; Sordariomycetes; Xylariales; Hypoxylaceae. The record is from RefSeq and is a predicted model, not a curated record. Gene Ontology annotation, cellular component: cytoplasm; mitochondrion.
AUAAGACAUAAACAACCCCUGCUCUUUUUUUUAAACUAGAGGAUCCCACAACACCGCCAAUUGUCCCGCUGCCGGCUCGAUCUUGCAGUCUUGAUAUUUUUAAAUAAAUCGUCGAUUUUCCGCAUCUGGUUCCACAGAUCGGCCGAUGACUUCUUUAGGUCGCUGCCAAUAUGAUAUGGCCUUUCACUUCUGCCUCCGGGAAAGGCGACAAGAGUGAAAAUGAUUCCUCAAGACAGCCCGUACCUUGGUCUGACAGUUUGAAUGGUACCGACUGGCAACAUUACAAGGACCCUAGAAAUUGGGUACCAACCUUACUCGUGACGACUACCGUUCUCGCGUCUUUGAAGAUAUACCGUUCCUACCUCCGUCGUAUACCUGGAGCUAUUCAUGUUCAACCGAGUUUCUUUAGGAAGAGAAGCAUUUUUGGUCGGGUCACGAGCGUCGGAGAUGGAGAUAACUUUCAUUUGUACCACACACCCGGCGGUCGCCUGGCUGGGUGGGGUUGGCUGCGAAGAGUACCAACCAAGAAACCCGCCUUGAAGAACAGAACAAUUCCUAUACGUAUUGCUGGUAUUGACGCACCAGAAGGCGCUCAUUUUGGUAGACCUGCCCAACCAUUCUCGACCGAUGCCCUCGCGUGGUUAUCUAGUUAUAUACUCGGACGAAGAGUGCGAGCCAAGAUUUAUAAACGGGACCAGUACGAUCGUAUCGUCGCUACUGUGUUUGUGAGACGGUUUUUCAUACGUCGAGACGUUGGUUUAGAGAUGUUAAAGAGGGGGUUGGCCACAAUGUACGAGGCCAAAACUGGUGCGGAGUUUGGCGGUCUCGAAGAGAGGUACAAGGCCGCAGAAAAUAAAGCAAAGGCCAAGAAACGAGGAAUGUGGGGUGGCCAGCUCGAACACUUCGAGAGCCCCCGAGAGUAUAAGACUCGGAUGAAUUUGGAGGAGUCGACACCCAAACCCAAUGAUACCACCAACCCAUGAAGGAUGAAUUACGAUUUACGGUUUAUUCAUGCUUGCUAUUGCGAGUAAAUUAUAGAUAUGAUUUGAUGUAAAUUUGACUUGGACGAGUCGUCUCGGUCCUUUUGUUUCCUUUAAGCCUUGUGAAGCCUGAAGGCGAAUGCAAGAGUGGCAUUGUUUUCAAUAUUAUAGAUUUCUAUGUGAUAGUUAUAAAUGGCAUAUUUUUAUCGACCUUACGUCACCGAUGCAAUAGCUUUAAUGGAAAACAUUACGAUAU